Molecule: messenger RNA, 3115 nt
Organism: Emiliania huxleyi CCMP1516
Lineage: Eukaryota; Haptophyta; Isochrysidales; Noelaerhabdaceae
Exons: 15
Source: RefSeq, a predicted model, not a curated record
UAAAGAACUCGCUCGCUGUGGGUUGUGGCCGACCCCAAUAGUGCUGCUCUGAAUCCGUUGUGGGCCAAGGAAACGCGCAUGCCGCCGCCGCCGCGAUCCUGCGUCGCCUGCAAGAAUUCCAAGACCAAGUGCGACUUUGACCCGCGGAGCGGCAAGAAAUGCACGAGGUGCGCGCGAAUUGGCCUGCGGUGCGAGCAGGCGGUGCCCAUCAAGCAGGGGAGGAGGACGGUGGGUCACGUGGGCGCGAGCAGCGUCGCUGCCGUGGGCGGGCACACCAUACACAGCUACAUUGGCGGCCAACCCACGUGCCACAUCAGCGCCUCGCAAGAGUGCGCGGCGGCGUUGGCGGCGGCGGCGGCGCAUCCGCCACUGAUGCAGCACAGGGCUGGCGGCGGCGGCGGCGCGGUCGGCGCAAUCGGCGCGGAGGUCGCGGUCGGUGCAGUCUGCGCGGAGGUCGCGGACGCGCCGGGCGGGGAGAUCGAGCAGUCCAUCGCGUUCCUCCGCAGCUUCGUGCUCCGGCCAGACGGAGAGGGCUCGCCGGCGCCGGACUCGCUGGUGUUCAUGCUGCGCUUCAACGCGGCGGUCGCGCGGAGCCGCAACUCGUUCGACGCGAUGAGCGGCGUCCUCCGCGCGUGCAGUGCGCUGGGUGUGCCGCUCCGGCACGUCCUCUCCAUGCCCGCGGCGGGGCAGGGGGCGGCAGGACCGCUCGAGCUGCCGGGCGAUGCGCAGGCGAUGCUCCACUGCUCGGCGGGGUACGUGCACGUGCGGCACUUGCGGGACGGCACGCCGCACCUGCGCUCCAACUUUGCGUGGGAGAGCGCCAUCCUGCCGAUGAGCGAGACGCUCGCCUCCAUCGAGAGCAGCGCCUCGCCCUGCCCGCUCGAGCGCGCGCUGCACCCGGAGGACCGGCCGCUCGCGCUGCAGCUGCUCGUCUCCAUCCCCCUCCUCGCGCCCGGCACCGAGUACUCGCUGCAGCUGCCGGCCCUAGAAGCGGAGCCCGCACUCUCGCACUCCAACAACCACGCUCGAGAGGACACGCACUCAGCCGUACUCGGCCGUACUCCGCUGUACUCACUGUGUCUGUGUCGCUCGUACUCACGCGCUGCUCUGAAGACUCUGCACGACACCGUGCUCCCGCCCCGAGGCUGGCGGACUCAGCACGUUGCCGGUACCGCUCCGGCUGUAUGACCGCUGCUACCACGACUACCGCCCCUGCCAGCUCCUCUCCCGCAUGAGCCUCUCCCCCGACGGGCGGAGCUGGACUUCCUCCGUCGAGCUCCUCCCGCUGCCGCCCUCGUACGCGCUCCACGCCGUCCCCGCCCGGGUCGGCCCUCACCCCCUCGGCGCGCACCCGCCGCCGGGACAUCCCGCCGUGCAGUGCGCGCACCUUCCUCCUCCCAGCCAGCGAGCCAGCGCGUCUCUGGCGGGAGGGGCAGGCACCCCCGCCGUCGGCCCGCUCGCGGCCUCGCCCGUCCCCCCCGGCCUCGCUUCUGCGGGCGUUGCUUCUGCGGGCGUUGCUUCUGCGGGCGUUGCUUCUGAGGGCGUUGCUUCUGAGGGCGUUGCUUCUGAGGGCGUUGCUUCUGAGGGCGUUGCUUCUGAGGGCGUUGCUUCUGAGGGCGCGCUGCUAAUGAGCGACCUGAUGAGCGAGGUGGCGUCCAGCGUCCUCGAGCCGUGGGUGGGGCAGUCGCUCUCUCUAGACACGCUCGAGUCGUGCUUCGACGCCCUCUCGUCGGAGGCGAUCGCCCUCGUCACCCUGCACGGCCUCGAGGAGGGGCCGGUCCGGCCAAAGUUCGAGCGCGUCUCGCGCCGGCUGGUCGACGCGUGGUGCGACUGGUUCCCGGGCGCGCGGGACGUGGUGCUGGAGGCGGAGGCGGGCCGCCCGCCGGGUGGCGGCGGCAGCUUGCUCGACGACUCGGCGUCCCUCGCCGCCCUGGCGGACAAGCUCUUCAGCCUGGUGAUCCUCCCCUCCAUUGGCGACGCCGCGGCGCACGACCUGCUCGACAUGGCGACGCACGGGCAGGCGAGGUCGCGCACCCGCUUCAACGGGCGCAUCCUCGCGGCCAAGGCCGUGGAGACGAGCAUUGCGGGCUGCUACCUCGUACACUUUAGUAGCGAGGACGCCGCCGCCGCCGACGAGGCGGAGGACGCCGCCGCCGCCGCUGCUGUGGAGGACGCGGGCGCCGCCGCCGCAGCCCCCGCCGCCACCGCCGCCGCUUGGGGCGGCCCCGCCUCCGAGGAAGCCUCGCUUGCACACUGCGCCUCGAUACCGCCCUCGCCGCCCGCGCCCGCGCUCCCAGCGCCGAAGCCGGCCGGCUCCAAGCAGGGCGGCGGCGGCGGCAGGCCGCAGCGGCUCAGCGGCGACGCGCGCCUCGCCGCGCGCCUCAAGCCUGCGGCUUUCGCCAGCCUGCUCGCCCUGUGUGUGGCCGCCGCUGGCAGUGAGGGGCCCGAUCCAGGGCUUCUUUUGGCCGCACAGGUGGGCGAGACCGUUGGGCUGAGGACGCACCUCCUCGUGCGCGCGCACGCCGGCGCCUUCCUGCACUUAUUCCUCUUCAUCGGCGGAAACUUUGCAUACCUCGGCAGCGAGCUCCCGGGGCCGUGCAAGGCGCCCUACCCUCGCGCCCUUCUCACCCUCAAGGCCUUCCGCAUCGCAGCGAUGACGGCCGUCGCCCUCUCGAAGGCUUGGUCCAACGCGCACUUGCCCCUCUCCUUCGCACGUCUGGUGGAGUGGCUGCUGCCGACGCUCUCCGCCGCAAUCGCCGUGUUCGGGAUCGCGUUCGCGUGCCGGAGGGCUUCGCCGUGGGCCGUGGCCCGCUUCGUGCUGUGCAGCGAGGCCGCGGCCCGGGUCGGGAUCCUCGUCGCUUCGCUCCUCCUCUCCUCCGACUCGCACUCGUCGGUCCCCUCCGUGCUGCCCUUCAGCUCUGGAAUCCGCAACGGAAGCUGCGACGUCACCGCCGUCGAGUCACUCCUCUUUUGGUGCCCCGUCUUGGCGCUGGGAACGCGCGUGUGGACGGUGGCCGAGUCUUGUGCGGCCGCGCUCCGGCUGCUGACCUCUCUACUCACAACAGAUGGUCUGCCCGCCACCGCCAUCGCGAAACCCUGCCGAACCCGGCCAAAC